AUGCACUUAUUUACUUUUUCCGCUGGAACAGCGUACAAAGGCCGCUCGGUCAGGCAAGUUCCUGAAGGGAUUCCUGGUCAAUGCCCUGCAAGUUUGAUUAAGUCACUCACCAGUUCAAUAGUUUCCCACUUAUUUUUGUGGUACAUAAAUGUCUCCGUUGGGUAUGCUCUUUUGCAGAUAUUAGAAAAUUUCAGUCUAAAAGUGAAACCGGGACAAACUAUCGCAUUUGUCGGCCCAAGCGGUUCGGGAAAAAGUACUGUAGUUCACAUGCUACAAAGAUUCUAUGAUCCAGCUGACGGUCAGAUCUUAAUUGACGGCAGAGAAAUCCGAGAUCUAGACCUGAAGUGGUUUCGAUCACAACUCGGUGUGGUCCAACAAGAACCGGUACUGUUUUCCGGCACAAUUGCGGAGAAUAUUGCCAUGGGUUUUCUGAAAGCCAGUCGCCAACAGAUUGAAGAAGCCGCGAAGCUGGCAAACGCUCACGAAUUCAUUGUCGGACUGCCUAAUGGAUACGAUACAUGGAUUGUGGAGGGUGGUGGAAGUAUGUCCGGAGGACAGAAACAGCGAAUUGCAAUUGCUCGCGCGCUGGUACGAAACCCGAAAAUUAUGUUACUAGACGAGGCCACUUCUGCAUUAGACAUACGCUCGGAACGUCAAGUGCAAGCUGCAUUGGAUCAGGCGUGCUCGGGACGUACGGUGAUCAUGAUAGCUCAUCGACUGUCCACAGUUCGCGAUGCUGAUUGUAUUUUGGUCAUUGAACGUGGUCGAGUUCUUGAGUCGGGAACCCAUGAAGAGCUUCUCGAAGCGGGUGGUCUUUAUGCCACUAUGUGGCGUUCCCAGGUAAAUAACUACGCAUUGCAAUUGCGCAUUCGUUUAAUUACACACUUUAAUUGA
Messenger RNA from Echinostoma caproni, 894 nucleotides. NCBI's taxonomy places the organism in Eukaryota, Metazoa, Platyhelminthes, Trematoda, Plagiorchiida, Echinostomatidae. The record is from the annotation of a GenBank genome assembly.